AAGGACUCUCCACCACAAGAGCGAUGUCCUAGAGACAGUCGUGUUAGUCAACCCAUCAGAGGAUACAGUUGCUUCAGAGAUCCGGUCUCUAGUCACAGACUCAGCAGGACACAAACUCCUGGUCCUGAGUGGGCAGAACGCAGACCACGGUGACCUGCUUCUCCAAAGUGGGGUUUUCACCUAUAAGAGCUUCUCACAAGUCUUUGCUGAUCCUGGGGUCAGUGAUUUGCUGGGCGAAGCAGCCCCCAAGCAGCGGGCCACACUCACUGUGUCCUGCCGAGCGGAGGUGGGUUGGAGCUCCCUGGGUCAGCAGCAGCACAUACGGGAGUUCCUUGAGUACAGACUGAACCCUGAGCCUGUGCUUCCCAAGAUGGAGGGAGUCACAGAGUUCACGGAGUACAUCUCCGAGACGGUGGACGUGCCUUCUCCAUUUGACCUCCUGGAGCCGCCCACAUCUGGAGGCUUCCUGAAACUGUCCAGGCCCUGUUGCUACAUCUUCCCUGGGGGGAGGGGCGACUCGGCCCUGUUCGCGGUCAACGGCUUCAACAUCCUAGUAGAUGGAGGCUCUGAACGGAAAUCAUGCUUCUGGAAGCUGGUCAGACACUUGGACCGCAUCGACUCGAUUCUACUCACUCACAUUGGUGCAGACAAUCUGCCAGGCAUCAACGGGCUCCUUCAGAGGAAAAUCGCAGAGCAGGAGGAGGAGCAGUCACAAGGUUCCACCACCUACAGUGACUGGAUGAAGAACCUGAUCUCUCCAGAGCUUGGUGUGAUCUUCUUCAAUGUACCCGAAAAGCUACGUAUGCCAGAAUCAAACCUAAAGGUCAAGCGCAGCAUCGAGGAGGCCUCCCUCACGUUGCAGUACCUCAACAAACUGGGAAUAAAGCCGGAGCCUCUUUGUAGACUGGUCAGCAACACUAUUGAGCCCUUCACUCUUUUUCAUAAGAUGGGAGUGGGCAAGUUAGACAUGUAUGUUCUGAACCCUGUCAAGGACAGUAAGGAGAUGCAGUUUCUCAUGCAGAAGUGGGCUGGUAACAGCAAGGCCAAAACAGGCAUUGUGCUUCCCAAUGGAAAAGAGGGAGAAAUAUCUGUACCUUACCUGACAUCAGUUACAGCAUUAGUUGUGUGGCUUCCUGCCAAUCCUGCAGAAAAGAUUGUCAGAGUGCUGUUCCCUGGAAACGCACCACAAAACAAAAUCCUGGAGGGGCUAGAGAAAUUAAAGCACCUUGACUUCUUGCGAUACCCAGUAGCCACACAAAAAGACAUAGCCUCAGGGGCUCCUCCCUCUGUUGUAAAACAUACAAAGUUAAAGCAAAGGACAGACAGCAAAGAAAGUCUGAAAUCAUCUCCCAAGCCUACAAAAGCCCCUAAGAAAGAAGCAGAUGAUGAGGUAUCGGCAGCCACAGAGGCAAAGAGUGACUCUGUAAAGGAGAACAAGAUAGAGAAAAAGGAGAAGAAACUUAAAGAGAAUGAAAAACCCACAAAAAUACUAAAAUCCAAGACUGAUGUAACAGAAAAGAAAAAACUUUUAAAGGAGAAAUCCUUGAAAAAACAUUCAAAGGAAAGGGCAUCCAAGAUGGAUGAGAAAAAAGACAAGGAAAAGAAAGAGGUCAAGAAAGUGGACACAGCUAAAAGAGAAGAGAAAAAAGACCCCAAAGUUGACAAGAGAAAGGAUAAGUCUAAGUCAGAGUUGAGAAAGAUAACAAAACCUGACUUAAAACCCCUCACACCAGAGGUCAGAAAGACCCUGCACAGGGCAAAAGUGUCAAGUAAACCCAAAACCGACAAAAGCAAAGUCAAAGCGGCCAAGGCAGAGCCGGCUGAACCCAAACCUGAGGAACCAGCAGCAGAGACCAUUCAGCCUGAGCCACUACAGAAUGGGGCUGUUGAGGGCAUAUCUGCUUCCUCCACUCCAGAGGAUCUUACCAAGGAUUUUGUGGAGUUAAAACAAGAUGAGGUAUCAUCAGAGCCACCUGAGAGUGCAGUGGAGACACCAGCAGAGGAAAGCAUGGCCGAAUCCCCUACCCAGGAGGAGAAAGAACAGGAAACUGUCUCUCAAACUCCACCAGGCACAAAGUCUCCUGAGAAGGGAGUAGCCACAGCUGAAUCUCAAAGCAAAGAGGACAAAUUAACACAAGAGCAUAAAGAAGAAUUACAAGCAGAGGAUGUGGAACUAUAUGAGGAUGAGGGAGCUGCAGUUGAAGAUGAUGAGGAGGAAGAAAAAGAAGGCCCGAUUGCAGAGAGGAAAACAUUUCAGGAAGAGGAAGAUAUGGGGAUAGGGGAGGAGGAAGAUGAUGCAAAAGAUGAUGUGAAGGAUAACGAACUAGACAGGAAACAUGAGGUGGAGGAAAUGGAGAAAGCUGAAAAGCCCUCAGCUAUGGCGGUAACAGAAGAGGAAAGCAGAAAGACUCCAUCCCAGGAGGAGAAAGAGGAAGAAGAUGAACAUGUUGUUGAAAAGGCCGAGCUGGAAGAGGUAGAAGAUUUAGACAUGAUAGCAGAUGAAGAGGUCAAAAUCAAACCUGAAGCGGGAGAGAAAGAAACAUUGGCCAAGAACAGGGAAAGCAAAACUGUUAAACAUACUGCUGAAGCCAAAAAGGAGGAUGAGGAAGAUGAAGAGGGCUACAUCUCAAAUGUGGGAGGCGCUACAGUUGACAUAGUGUCAACACUGCAAGGAACGCUUGCAGCCGAGCCCAUCUCCUUAAUUCAAGACGAAACCAUUCCCGGCUACUCUGAAACUGAACAGACCAUCUCUGAUGAGGAAGUUCACGAGGAGGCUGAAGAUAGGAUACUAAACCUCCAAUACGAAGUGGCCGCAUAUGACAUCUCUGUCCCAGAUCAGACAGGCUCCUUUGACACCAUCCAUGGGAUGAAGGAGAUGCAAGCAUCAGCUAUGGCUGAUGUAACAGCCAAAGGUUUAAUUUCUGGACAGGAGCAAGUAUCGGUAUUCACUAACAUCAUUGCUGCUCCCUUGGCUGAGGAGGAACAUGUUUCCUCAGCCACAUCCAUCACAGAGUAUGAUAAAUUGUCCUCCUUCCCCACCUCUAUUGCAGAGGACCAAUCAGUGGCCUCCGUCACUACACCUCAGACUGAGGAAACAGGCAAAAGCUCUCUGCUUCUUGACACUGUUAAUAGCGUUCCCCUGGCGAUUCCAACUGAGGCCACACAUGGGAAAGAACACUUACACUCUGCUGGGACCAUCUCACCAACAUCCUCCUUAGAGGAAGACAAGUGCAUGAAGUCACAUCCAUCCGAAGAGUGCCUGCUUGUUAUCUCUGAUUUGAAGACAGAGGCUAAGGUCAUCAAGAGUCAUGAUGAAGAGGCGGAAGAAGAUGAGGACCAAACUCUUAACAUUAACAUUUCCCUUGGAAAACUCCAGGAGAGCUAUGCCUCCCCUCAAAUUCUCCAGGAUAGAGAAAGGGAUGUGGAAAAGCUCCCUGCUUCUGAGUCUCCUGUCUCCAAACCUGUUCAGGAUUUGAAGCUGGAUCACCUACCAGUUGAGGAGGUACAACUCUUUAAGUCCAAAGAAGACAUCUUAACGGUGGUGCCUUCAAAACCCCUUUCACCACCACUCUCUUUCUCAAAGCCUUUUAGGUCAGACUCAGUUACUUCGGAAGGUGAAGAGCGAUGCUGCAGUCCAGACGAUAGCACUGUGAGAAUGGCCUCUCCCACACAAUCUGGCCCCCCCAGUGCAACCCACUCUCCAACUCACUCUCCUCUUCAUCAGUCACCUGUGGAGGAAAAGACCCAGGGCUUCCCAGGACUGGAGCAUCAAACACAGGAGGACCUUCAUGAUUCAGCCACCAAAACAGAAGAUAAGGAUGCAAAGAAAGAUCAAGCAGAAAAGGAAGAUAAAGUGGAUAAGAAUCAAAAAUUGGAUGCUGACAUCAAGAAUGUUGAGUCAGACACACUACCAUCUGUGGAGAAAUCAUUUAAAAAAGACUUGCCUGUUACAAAAGUGGAAGAAAAAUGUGGUCUCUCCCCUUCCAAAGAUGAGAUGCAACAGAAGCAUGAGACAACUCCUCUUACCUCUGAGUCAGUCACAGGCAAAGAUGAAGCUUCCGUAUCAGGAAAGGAAUCUCUGACAGUAGACAUUUAUAGUGGUAAGGCUAUACUCAAACACAGUGAUGAGGAAGAUGAUGACCAUCAACAAAAAGAAUCCAACGUGUGCAGUAAGGCUAAAUUCCCAAAGGAGAAGGAGAGUAGCUUCUUAGAUUAUGACGAAGGUGAGGAUGAUGACGAUAAUGAUAGUUCUGAUGUAAAACCCCUCAAACAGGACAUGAAGGAGAAAGAGACAGAAAAAUAUGACUUUUAUGAAGCUGAACCCAUCAAGGAAGCGAAGAAAGAAACAGAAAAGGUUGGUACCACUGAAGCUGAACCCAUCAAGGAAGAUAAAGAUGAGAAAGUGAAGGAAAAAGAUGACAUUCAUGAAGCUGAACCCAUCAAGGAAGCGAAGAAAGAAACAGAAAAGGUUGGUACCACUGAAGCUGAACCCAUCAAGGUAGAUAAAGAUGAGAAAGUGAAGGAAAAAGAUGACAUUCAUGAAGCAGAACCCAUCAAGGAAGAGAAGAAAGAAACAGAAAAGGUUGGUACCACUGAAGCUGAACCCAUCAAGGAAGAUAAAGAUGAGAAAGUGAAGGAAAAAGAUGACAUUCAUGAAGCUGAACCCAUCAAGGAAGAGAAGAAAGAAACAGAAAAGGUUGGUACCACUGAAGCUGAACCCAUCAAGGAAGAUAAAGAUGAGAAAGUGAAGGAAAAAGAUGACAUUCAUGAAGCUGAACCCAUCAAGGAAGCGAAGAAAGAAACAGAAAAGGUUGGUUCCACUGAAGCUGAACCCAUCAAGGAAGAUAAAGAUGAGAAAGUGAAGGAAAAAGCUGACAUUCAUGAAGCUGAACCCAUCAAGGAAGAGAAGAAAGAAACAGAAAAGGUUGGUACCACUGAAGCUGAACCCAUCAAGGAAGAUAAAGAUGAGAAAGUGAAGGAAAAAGAUGACAUUCAUGAAGCUGAACCCAUCAAGGAAGCAAAGAAAGAAACAGGAAAGGUUGGUACCACUGAAGCUGAACCCAUCAAGGAAGAUAAAGAUGAGAAAGUGAAAGAAAAAGAUGACAUUCAUGAAGCUGAACCCAUCAAGGAAGAGAAGAAAGAAACAGAAAAGGUUGGUACCACUGAAGCUGAACCCAUCAAGGAAGAGAAGAAAGAGAAGGAGGGAGAAAAAGAUGAUACUUUUGAGUCUGAACCUACGAAAGAAGAAAAACAGAAAGAAAUAGAGAGUAUAUUCACUUCUAAAGACGAGCUAAGCUCUUGUAUCUCUACCUUUAAAGUGGAAACAGCCUCAGACUUCACCACAACAGAAGAUAAUUUUGUGGCUGAACCCAUGAAAGAUGAGAGGGAUGACACUUGUAAGACUGAUCCCUUCAAGGAGGAAAAGAUAGAGAGAGAACAUCCUCUUAAGUCUGAACCAAUGAAAGAAGAGAAAAUAGAAAAAGAGAGAGAUACUUUUGACAGUGAACAGACUAAAGAAGAGCACAGAGAGCAAGAAAAGGAUGAUAUGGCUGAAUCCACCACGGGGGUCAAGAAAGAAAAAGAAAACAAUACUUUUUUUGAGAUUGAUGUCAGUCAGGAAGAAAAUAUGGAGAAAGAGAAAGAUGAUACUUAUGUGGCUGAAGUCAGUAAAGAACAGAAGAUGGAAAAGGAGAAAGAAAAAGAAGAUACUAGUGAUUUCGAAGACAUCAAAGAUGAGAAAAGAGAGAAAGAUAGAGAUGAAAGUUAUGAAGCUGAACCCAUUAAAGGAGAGGAACGAGCAAAAGAAAAUGACACAGCUGACACAGUCAAAGAUGAGAAGAGCAAGAAAGAGACAGGAAAAUAUGAUUCUCAUGAGAUUGAACCUACUAAAGAGGAGAAAUGGGAGACAGAUAAAGAGGAGGUGCAAGAGAAAGAUCUAAAAGAGGCUUUACAACACAGCAUACAGACAACAAUGGUAGAAAGAAUAGAGGUGACUUCUGCGACAAAGCUUGAAUCUACAUUUCAGGUUCAGUACUCAGAUGGAGAUGAGGAAGAUGAGGAGGAAGAUGAAGAGGAAUCCAUUUGCAUGGGUGGUGCAGGCUCAAGACCUUUGUCAGUGGAACCUAGACAAUCAGAACACGACAUCAUCUCUCAAGACCUGCUCUCAACUCAGUCAUCAGAGAAUGUGCUUAGUGACCAAAUGAAGGACAGCCACUCUGAACAGACCACUGGGCUUGUGUCUACAUUACCAAAACGGGAGUCCUCUACUGAUAAAGACCUCAAAGAGCAGCGUAAAGAGCAACAACAUAGACUCUCCCCUGAACUAGAAAGGGACAUCAAGACAACUGAGACCACAUCAGGACCCCAUCCCAGCCAAGAGUCCACAAUUGGUUUCCCUACCUUGAAAGAGGAGCCAGUCUCUGCUAUGCCUACCACCAAAGUAGAGCCAGCCUCUGACUACACCACUACAGACAAACAGUCUAUAGGUUCAACACUAUUAAGCACUGACAGCCAGGCUAUGAGUUCCACUCUCUCUAACACCGAUAGCCAGGCCAGUGUGACGGAAUCCACCCAGCAUGAAACACUGCUGCUUUCUAUGACAACAAGCAAAGAAGCAUCUAAUACAGAUGAAAAGACAAAGCAUGUUUCUCCAAAAGAAGAUGAGAAACCAGGCAAGGAAGCUGAGAGGGAAAUGGAAAAAGAGCGGGAAGUUGCUUCCCCAGAGCACACACAACCUUGUUCAUAUUUUGUCUUGGAUAAAGAUUCUGAGAAGGUUCCCGAGAAAGUGAGCCACGUUGAUGCUACGGAAGCAGACAGUGCCUCUGAAAAAGUGGAAGGUUUUGACAAAAUGACAACAGAGAAGGAGACUGUCAGUGUGAGCUUGCAAGGGGAAAAUCUGGGCUUUGGUGUGUCUAAGUAUGAACCCUAUGAAAAUACCAUUUCAAAAGAACAGGAAUCAGACUAUAAAGAAGACAGUGAGGUUUCUAGAGAGUUUGAUCGGUCAACACAAAUUGGCAUUGAUGAUAAUAGGAAAAAUAGCCAGGCAGAUGCUGGUGCAGCUGCACUCUACUCAGAGGAUGAGGAAAAAGAGGAACCGCUGUCAUUCAGCAGAGUUGAUUACACCCCUCCACCUUUCACCGAGAGCGAGAGAAGCCUCCAUUGCAGCUCAAGUGCCUUCACUGAACACAAUGACAAAGAGAAAGGUCAAGAGGAAGAGAGUGAUCGGAAGGAGGGACAAUCUACACCACAUGUGGAAAACAGCUUUGUGUAUACAGAGACUCAAGACAACAAAACCACCCCAGCAGCGGAGCCAUGCUCAUUUGCUUUCAGUCUCAAAGAAGAUGAACCUGAAAAGGUUGAGGAUGAAAUGAAGGACAAUAUCAGGUCGGCCCCUCAAACAUCUACAGGAGAGAAGGAUAAGACUGGAGCAUCUCCCAGUGUAGAGGAGUAUUUGCCAGUCCAGUCAGGCAGAAAGGAAACAGCCUCUCCCUCAUGGAGUCAAUCCAACACCGGUGACAAAGCCUCUGCUACUGCCAUGCCUUUUGAAGACAUCCCUGAGAAGCAGACCACAGAGAAGGAGAAAGAGAAAGAAAAAGAUGAGCCAGUGAAAGACAAUAUGGAUUCAUUUGAUAGUGAGAGAGGAGACUCUCCCUCUGGUCGCUACUCACCAGCGGAAAAAGACACGUUACCUCAUCAAGCUUUGCCUAAGGAAAUGGACAAUCGGGCCGCUGCUGCCCCCUUGGCCGCAUAUUCAGGACAGCUCCUAGACGAUAAUGUUCUUGCGUCUGAGUGCACUCAAAUUGGCAGCUCUAUCGCCAGUAAAUCUACAAUGGGCUAUUUUGAGAGAGAAGACACUCCGGACAGUGUAGAUAAGAGGCUACUGGUGGUGGGAGAGAAUUAUGAUGAUAAUGAUGAAGAUGAUGCAGAAGAAGAAGCCAGUGAUCUAGAUGUGGAGAAGGGCGUGAGAGAGCAGUCUGAAAAAGAAAUCUGUAAAACUACAUUGGAUGGUACCACUACUUCUAAACUUCCUGUGACAAAGGAAGAGGACAAGAAGACCCUCUCACCCGAACCUGAACCCAGCCUCCUCAAAAAGGAGGAACCUUCCCAUUCAAUGAACACAAGCAGCCCUCCACUGGCAGAUACUGCAGAUUCCCUUUUGAAGAAUGUAGUUGGGGCCUCGCCACUCCAGUCUGGCAGCUCCACUGCAAUAGAACAAACAGGAUCUGGAGGAUAUCCUUCUGAAUCCUCAGAGUAUUCAGAGGACAGCCAACUGGGGUUAAAGGAGGAGAGAUUUGACAGUCCUGACCUCUCUUUGCCCACCAAGUCCAGUGAAGAUAAACAUUACAGUCAGGGAGAUAUUGAAGCUGACAGGCAGAGAACCCCAGAUACCACUAGUAGAAAACCUGAGGAAGCUCCUUCGUGUUACUUCUCAUCUGCCUCAGCUUUUCUAUCAACCAGCCACCAGUUGGGGGAGGAGAUAGAGACCCCUGUCAGAAUGUCUAGUGGCCCCUACAGGACAGAUUCGGAGGGUGCUUCCUUUGAGUAUUCUUUAUUCAAAGAUGAAGACUCCUCAGCCAUGCACUCAACCCUCUCAACCUCUGAGGUCAUGUUAAAGGAUGAGUACCUAGAGGCAUCUGAAAAGCUUACCUCAACAACUACAGCUACAUUCAGUCUGACAAAAGUAUCUCCAGUCUUAGAUACUCCAGCCAAAGACAUUACUGAACACGACUCAUCAUCAAGCCCUGAGAUGGACAAGGGUCAAACCUCGGAUAACUUUCAUAAACUUGAGGGCAUUGUUGAAACCAAAACCAUAACGUCUGCUGGAGCUUCAGAACCACCAAGUUCCCAGCUGUCCAAACCCGCUGGAACCAUAUCCACUUCAGGGGCUUUCUUUGAGGUUUCCCCAUUGCAAAGUGCUGACUCUUCUGACAGAGAAUCCCAGGGCUCAGCAGCCAGCAAAGAGUUCUACACUUGCAAAAUGGAGGACAGUACUCUUCCAUGCCGCAUUGAAUGCCAGAAAUUUGCAGUGACAGAGCAAGAAGAAAGCAUGUUGUCCAUGGCUGAGACAUACAUGGUCACUAUCAACUCCAGUACAACCACAACAGUGUCCCAAUCUGAUGUGGUGACAAAACCCCAGAGGUCAACUGAAGCUUCUUCCAACGGGCCUACUGAGGUUAGCACAAGUCCCCAAGAAGUCCUCAGUGGAGCUAGCAAAGCCCCUUUUGCCACAACAGCAGAUCUGCCUGAAACAGAACAGAAAAAGGAGGAAAAAGAGACAAAGGAUGAGAAAGAUAAGAUGGUAAUGAAAGAGGAAGAAAAUAAGGAGAUCAAGGUAGAGACCCUAAAGGAGGACACCAAAAUGCCAGAGCAGAAGGAGGAGGAGAAGAAAGAGACGGAUGAGAAGACAGAGGUGGCUGGAGAGAAGGAAAAGGUAGAGGAGAAGGAGAAAGUAGAGGAAAAUAAGUUGGAGGAGAAAGAGAAAGACGGGAAGGCAGAGGAGAAGAAAGACAAGACUGAUGAGAAAGAGAAGGAGAUGAAGAAGGGAGAGAAGAUGGUCGAAAGGAGGAGGAGUAGCAUAUCUGACUGGGAACUCCUACAAGGGCCGGGCGCAUGCCCAAGUGCCCCUCCUCCAGGCUAUGAAGACGACGAGGAAGAAGCGUAUGAAACGGAAGAAGCGGAAGAAGCAGAGGAAGAAUAUGGUAAAAAAGAAUGGGUAACCACAGGCGAGCCCACCCCUCUGUCCACAGCAGAACAUGCCCACCAUACAAAGGCAUCUGCAAAAACAGAUGGAGAAUCCAGUUGCCCCACUGACUUGCAUAUGGAGGCUACCUCCACCUCCCCCCCUGGCUAUUCCUCAUGUGAAUUCAAACACCGCAAAGGGGAGAUCUCCCCAUCCUUCAUCAACCCCAGUCCACACGCCCUCUCCAGCGAUGAUGGCGAAGAGGACAAAGGGAGCGACCACUCUCCAGAGGGGGAUGAAGAUGACCGUGAGCAACACUCAGUCAAGAGGAGGUCUCACAAGCAGAAGCGACAUCACAUUCAAAGUGGAGCUGCUGGAGCUGGAGAGGGAUCGCACCCAGUUACAAUACCUCCUGGUGGCAUGGCAACUGGACUUGGGGUAGUGCUAGCUGGAGAGGAGACACCCCCCACAUCAGCAAGCGACUCGUUGGCGUCCCAGUCGGACUCGGACGUACCUCCAGAGACCGAGGAGUGCCCGUCGAUUACAGCAGAGGGAAACCUGGACUCGGAUGAAGAUGCAGAACACCUGCCGGUGGAUAAACUAUCUGCCUCUACCACAGGAGGGGGCCCCCAACCCCCUUCGCCCAGAUCAGAUCAGGCCCACGACCCCCCACCUGCCCCCAUGAAGGACCCCCUCCCCCACCCGCCUCACCCUGAUGUGUGCAUGGUGGACCCAGAGGGCCUCCCUGACAACCAGAGCAGCACAGAGAAAAUGCUCAAGAAGGACCACAAGACCACCAAGAGCCUGCGGAAGGGCCUGGGCAAGCCUAAGUCUGCGUCCCCAGCCCGGAAGGGGAAGAUGUCCACCACCCCUGUGAAGCAGGCCUCCAAGGAUUCCUCGCCUCGAUCUGCCUCUCUGAGGAGGAGGGACACGGAAAGGAGCUCCAGACUGACAUGGAUGUCUGAGGGCCUGGGAUCCAAGGGGGACCUACACGCUCCAGGGAAAGGCCUGGUGAACGGCGUCAAGAGCAAUUUGGGUACAAACUCCCAGAAAUCUAGUUCAGCUGUCCCCCCUGGUCCUCCAAUCUAUGUGGACCUGGCCUACGUGCCCAACCACUGCAGUGCUAAGAACGUGGACCAGGAGUUCUUCAAGCGGGUACGUGCUGCGUACUACGUGGUAAGCGGCAAUGACCCGGCCGGUGGAGAGCCCAGUCGUGGGGUCCUGGAUGCCCUGCUCGAGGGCAAGGCCGCGUGGGGCUCCAAUCUACAGGUGACUCUGAUCCCUACUCAUGACACAGAGGUGACGCGGGACUGGUACCAGCAGACACACGAAAAACAGCAGGACCUGAACAUUAUGGUCCUGGCCAGCAGCAGCACAGUGGUCAUGCAGGACGAGUCUUUCCCCGCCUGCAAGAUUGAGUUCUAAGUUCUGCACCCCUUGCUAUUUUACCCUCCUCCCCUCAUCACUCCAUCUUUGGCAGGUAGAGAGAGGUCCUGUGCUACUCUCUAUCCUCCCAUAGCCUUCUCUUCUGUCAGCUCUACAUUUUGCUCUCUCAUGAUGUAAGAUUCCAUUGCAUUUGCUGUAGUCUUCGGUUGGUGUACUGGCUUCCAACAGGUCAAUGUCACCUGAGAACAGCCACCUAUGUCAGGCAGAAACAUUGAUAUAGGGUCCAUGGUAGCUGUAAAAAAGUGUGAUGUACAUUCGUUUCUAGCACGCUUUCUUUUUAAACAACAUACUUGCACGAUAAAACCACCUCUUUAUUCGAUUUGGUCUUAAUCAAUUUUGAUUUUCACAUAUAACCUCCCCAACACGCACAUUUUGUGAUCAUCUGUGAUGAGGGUAAUUCUCAAUAGUUAUUUCAAAGCUUUCCCAUCAUACUGCACCCAAAUCAACAUCUAAAUGGACAACACUUUCCAACUAAAAGUGCCAUCUUAACAAUGUCAACUCCCAGUCAAUUAAGAUGGUGCACAGUUAAGUCACAUUCAACAUGUGAAACUUAAAACAGUCUUACUUAUUGUCUUAAACUCAACUAAAUUAAAUACAAUUAAAAAAUUGCACAUCCAAAGGGCCAAAGUAAGUGCCAAAACACUUUUGAGGUGUUAACACUCUCCAAAAUAAGUCCAAAACUGUUAAGAGGUGAACAGUUAGUUGAUCUCAAUUGUACGCAGACUACGCACAAUGUUGUAUGAUGGUAGUAUUUUUGUAAGUAUCUUAAGUUGAGGCUUUGUUUUCGAUAUGAGAUAUUACUCCUGUUUGGAGAUAUUAUGUAAGAUGCAGCUUUCUAUACUAUAAUGUUUGGCUUUCUCAGUGCUCUAACUACAUCAACUGGUGUUACAGUAAAAAAGGACUAUACCACAUAGCUUGUUGUGAAGCUUUAGGAGGCACCUGAAGGUGCCACUUUUAUUUAAAGAACUAGCUUUUAUGAAUAAUUUCCCUCAGUAGCUGAAGUAUGAUGCUUGCAUUUAGCUCAGACUCCUUCCUUGAAGAAGUAGAGGGUUCUUGACCAUUUGUCUAGUCCGUGUAGUCUCCAGGUAUGGAGUCCAAAUGUGUUCUGAUAACUAACCGUUUGCCUGGGUGUACGCUAAAGUGAACGUUAUACUGUAGGCACCAGGCAAAGGGAUGAUAUUUCUAUAUUUACCAUAUUUCUGCUGGAUGUAAUGGUUCUUUAAAAAUAUCUGAAGUCCUUAUCAUCUUCUUUGUUGGUUGUAUUAGAUGAAUACUCAAUUAAAACAUACAGUAUAAACAUUAUAUAUUGAUAUAUGGAGAGAUUGUAUUAGAAGUAUGAUAUUUUGUGAUAACACAGCAGAGAAGGAUGUUAAAUGAAUGCAGUUUCAUUACAUUUGACGUUUUCUCCCGUUUAUUUAUAAUAUACUGUCUGUAUGAAACUAUUUAAUGAAGCGAUGGAAACUGCAGUGGCCUUCCAUGGCGAAUGUAGCAAUAGAGUCUAGUCCGUUCUUGUGAGACUGGGUUGUGUGGAGGUUGUGUGGGUGUUAUUUUACAGAAACAUGACUGCGGUGGUAGGCGGUCGCUCUCAUGUGCCUUCUGGUUGUGGUAUAUUGGGCAAGAGAGAAGGAUUAGAGAGGAUUAUUAUAAGGGCUUCUCUUUCAUGGUAGCCAUUGUGGAGAGGUGAACUUUGUUCCAGGGAAAAGACAAGAAACUGUGGAGAUGAUGCAACACGGGCAAAUCAAUAGUUGUUGUCCAGGAAUUAGCCUAAUAUCCAUAUGGAUGGAUGCUCUAUACGCACACAGUUGGUAGGUGAAAAGCUAAUUAGCCAGCUUAGCCAGCACAUUUAGAUUCAGUUACUUAUAUGCUGGUCAGCAUUUGUCCCCUAUCUUAAAGUGUCACCCAGAAAAUGUAUUAAACAAUAACAUGAUCAAAGAGCAAGGUAUUGCACCAAGCAAGAAUGCACUUUCCAGAGGGGAGAAGAGGGGUUUAGAAGUGGAGCUGUGGUUCUAGUGAGAGAAGCACAGAAAAAAUGAUUAUCAUUCUUUACCAUAAUGUGAACUAUGGUAGCAUUUGAUUUUAGAACAGGUAGCUAGCGAAAGCACUCCAUACGGUAUGUAAAUAAAGAAUGAGUUGUUUUUCAGAGUUAUUUCUUAAUUUAAGAGGUUAAAAAAAAAUACGCAGGUAGCUAUUCAUCUAGUUAAAAAAACAUAGUAGACUUUUCAACCCUAAGAUAAUAAUUAUCAGACGAGCAUGAAUGUAAUGUUGUUGAUUGUAGUGGGUAAAGAUGUGGCAAUGUGUACAACAGGUCAAGUAGAAUUACGUUGUGUGUUGAAGUAUGUGCAUGAGUGGCACAGAGACAGGGUUGGGUUUUGAAGAUACAUCAUAGUGUUUUGAUGCUGAGUUAGCCAGUGUGGUGUGUAUUUCUGUUGGUUAAUCAGAGGUGGAGCUUCUUACUUUGUCGCACUGUUCAUUGGAGCUCAUUACAAACGUGAUUCUGAUUUGCAUUAAAUUCCAUAGAGCUUAUAGAGUCACUUUUUGAUUAAUGUUAUAUUGUUUUAUUACAUUUUGGGGAGUUUUUUGGUAGUUGUAUUUAUCAAAUUAAUUUACAGUUAUGUAUACAUUUUUUAAAAUUGUUUUUCAAUAUUUCAAUUACAUGUAGGACUAACACAAUUAUGAAUGUCUUUUGUUUACAUUUCUUAGAUUGUAUUUUCAAAAAGAUUACUGAACAUUUAUUUUAUAAUAAGCGUCUGUCAGUCAUUUUUUUGCUUAGUGAUUCUUAAAUGUAAUGCGUUUCUCUUUAGAACUGCUGCGUUGUGUGUUUGGGGCUCCUGAGUUGAGGCCAGAGAGUGUGGACUGGGUGGGGCAGAAUCCAAGACUGCAGACAGACAGACAUUGACCUGCAAGGGGAACAUUCUCUUCCUCUAUUGGAUCCAGAACCUAACGGAGUCUUCUCUUAGGCUAAACCCAUUAACCCACAGUCUGCAGCCAUCUUGCGCUAGCCUGGGAACGGUGCCAUCCUUGUCCUUUUGCUGAUGUGCUGAAAAUACUGGACUGUAUGCAGUAUGCAGGAGAGCCUCCCACAGGUCUGUUCCUAGACCGGCAGCAGAGCUUGUCAGACUCAUGCGGCUCCAAGUGAAUGUUUCCUUUCAGUAUUAUUAAGAUACUCAAUGUGUAAGCUACAGAGUUAUUAUGCACUGCGAUAGCGUUGAUAUGCAUGUCAUGUUGAAUACUGUUUAGUCACCUAGGUUAGAGAGAGGGAGGACAUGUACAAAUCAAAAUGUAUCAACACAUUGAUCAAGCAAUCAGCCAAGCCGGCAAAAUUAGGCAGUAUAACGUCAUAUCUGGUUCUUAGCUGUUUUUCUGGUCAAGAAUACAUCAUAUAAGCAUAAAAUAAUUUCUGACAACACCAAUAUGUCAUGGGAAAGACGUCAUAUUCUCGUUGUUUUCUGGUCAGAUUACAACCAGAUAAAGACAUGUUUUUCCGGAUGCUAAAUUACAUACCCCGGGAUAAAGGAGCCGCACUAAGCCUAUGAGAGGUUGUCAGUGAAAGUACAAAUAUAUGGCCUUGAUAUUUUACAAUAUGUUGCAAGUGUUUCAAAAGUGAACUUAUCAAACUAUAUGGCGUUGUCCAGAACUAGUCCUGUAUGGGCGAGGGAAAUCUGAAUCAGGGUCAAGAUGCGCUGUUUAACGUAUAUAUGGUAUGGAUUUUCUGAUAUGUUGUAUUGUCCUCAAGUCUGAGUUGGUGGCUUGAUUUCAAGCCAUCUUGGUGGCUUGAUUUCAAAUACCCGGCCUUAGGAUCAAGCACCCUGGGGCCUUGGCAGAUCGUUGUGAAACGCUCAAUACAACAAAUAUAUACAACAAAUAUGAUUUUGCAGAAGCAGAAUUCUGAAAACAUGAAAUAAUAAUAUUGAAUGUAGGGUGGUAUUAUUUAUGAGCUGCAUCUACGUUACUCGGCCGCGUCGUUGCCAUUGUUAUCAACGUUCUACAGAUGCCGCAGCAUAUUGAUGUCCGACUGAUGCUUAAUGCUCAGUCUAUCUGAAGGGGGCUGAUGACUGUUACGUCAAAAUUACCCUAUAGUGGCCUAGAAAUACGAUGACAUUGUUAGAGUAAACAAAUAAUUAGUAGAAAACAACUUUGCCAUCAUUUUGACAUCAUCAAGUUUAUUUUAGAAAGAUGGCAAUGUUGCCAUGAGCUAGCAAAGCUAGUCAGAAAUAGCUAGUAAUACUAACGUUAGCUAGGUAAAAUUUCGGUGCGCUCCCCGCAAUCUUAGCUAGCUAAAGUUAUACUGCAUCCAAAGUCAAUUUGGCGACAUCACAAUGAUGACAAAAGCUUGUCCUACUCAUUAUUUGCCUCCAAUUGAAAGGUAAUCGUGUUUCCAAGCCACAGUAAUGCACUUUAGACGAAAUAUUCAUCAGCACCUAUUGAGACUGCAUUGAGUAGAAUUCUCAGCUGGGCAUCAGUCCUAAAACGUAAGUUCAAGACAAUAGUGUCACGAAACGUGCAAACCAUGAAUACUCAAUGCUGCUGGAUAAAAAAAAACAAAAAACAUACAAUUGUACAUAAAUAUAUCAGAAAUCAGUGGAGGAUAGCCUAAAGAAGUGACAGACUACUGUAUUCGGAUUGAAUUUCUAGAACAAAAGUUGUAACUGAAAAUUGAUAUCUUGGUUUAUCUAUAUUGCAUUGGCUGUUUAAUUUGCAGUAAUGUCCCAAGAGGAAAAAACUGUGAUUUCCGACAGUACAAAGAGUUGGUGUACCAUACUUACAAUAACACAGAAAAAGUACCAACUGCAGCUGCAACUAAAUAUGACUUGAAAACACUGAAACUAAAAAAUCUAAUAAAAGUUAAAUGAAUGAUACAUGUACAUUCAUGUACUGUACACAAAUAUGUAUAUACACCUUAAAACAAAAUCAAAAUAGACAUGUUAUGAAACAUAUGAUCCUUCUUGUUAUACAUUUACAUUUGAGAGGAUUUUAUCAAGUAAAUGAUCAAAACCCCUAGGCCUUGAACAAAGAAACAGUCACUGCUAACUAGGUACAGAUGAAAAAUAAAUAUCUUUAGGUUCAGUUCUAUUCCAACUCUCUCAUUAUGAAAAUAUGAAUGCAUUUCAACAUAAGUUCUCUAUCCUUCUCCCAUCUUAUCUCUCUGCAUGUGAUCUAUUUAGUUAUUAUCCUGAAUGUAAUAAUUUAAAACAAAAAAUGCUCUCUUAAAACAGUAUAUUUGAAACAGGUGAUUGUCUAACUGGUACUGGCAUAUCAUGUUACCGGGCUGUGCUUUAAUGUUUUGAUCUAAGAUGUUGUUAUUAUAAGAAAACGCUGUACUACUGUAGUUCUUCUGUUUUUGCCACUGUAUUAAUCUUAGUUCUGUUACUAUCUUCAGUGCAAUAUUAUUUUUCUCUCUCUUGCUCUUUAAAUCUCAAAUGCAAAACUAGAACUACUGCAGAUUCAUUGUAAAAGGGAAACAGCCUGGUGAACACAAAUAAAAAUACAUUUAUUUAAAAUCAGA
Molecule: messenger RNA, 16628 nt
Organism: Coregonus clupeaformis (lake whitefish)
Lineage: Eukaryota; Metazoa; Chordata; Actinopteri; Salmoniformes; Salmonidae
Gene: map1ab
Product: microtubule-associated protein 1Ab
Exons: 5
Coding region: 371-11104 (3577 amino acids)
Biological process (GO): dendrite development; microtubule cytoskeleton organization; axonogenesis
Cellular component (GO): microtubule; neuronal cell body; synapse
Molecular function (GO): microtubule binding; actin binding
Source: RefSeq, a predicted model, not a curated record